Messenger RNA from Maniola jurtina (meadow brown), 2332 nucleotides. It is a transcript of the gene Qsox1, whose product is annotated as sulfhydryl oxidase 1. Lineage: Eukaryota; Metazoa; Arthropoda; Insecta; Lepidoptera; Nymphalidae. Gene Ontology annotation, cellular component: Golgi membrane. Gene Ontology annotation, biological process: protein folding. The transcript has 3 exons. The record is from RefSeq and is a predicted model, not a curated record. The coding region runs from base 317 to 2062 and encodes 581 amino acids. Gene Ontology annotation, molecular function: flavin-dependent sulfhydryl oxidase activity; protein disulfide isomerase activity.
CCAAAGACCUUCCUUGUCGCUUAUUCGCUUAUAAUAUCGUGUGAAUACGGAGAACGGAGAAUACUAUUGUGUUAUUGUAAUAAAAUUUAAUAGUGACUGCAAGUUAGUAGUUACUGUAUCUAAUGUAAAUGAGUACCUAUUUCAGUGAUUUGAUUAGUGAUAUAUUCUAAGUUAUGACCAUGGUUAUGACGUAUCGAAUUGUAAGCAGCAGUAAUUGCAAAUCCAUUCAAUAGUUAGUCGGUUUUAUUGGACCCAGCCCGGCACUAGGCAGUGGUGAUCGCUGUUCGAACAGCGUUGUUUAUGUUGUAUAAGUGUAAUGCUAAAAAUGUACGGGUGGCAGCUAAUCCUUUUGAUUAUUACCUUUUGGGCUAACUUUGUGAGAGCUGCGGUCAUUCCUGGUAACGACGAUGUCGAUGAACAAGGACUCUACAGUAAGUCGGACCAUGUCACUAUAUUAACAAGUAAAAAUUUUGACAGAAAAAUUUAUGGGCAACAAAAUGCUUUUUUACUGCAAUUUUACAACAGUUACUGUGGCCACUGUAGAGCAUUUGCACCAAAAUUCAAAAGCUUGGCAGCGGAAUUGGAACCCUGGAAAAACAUAGUUAAACUUGCAGUCAUUGAUUGUUCUAUUGAGGAAAACAAUGAGAUAUGCAGGCAAUUUGAAGUCAUGGCUUAUCCUUCCCUUCGUUACUUACAUGAAAACUAUGUAAAGAGCAAUGCUAAUGUGGGCGACAAAUUUCGAUCUACUGAUAGUGCAGAGAAGCUAAAAAUCCAGUUAAUAAAUAAAAUGCAAAAUGAACAAACAAUGGGACGCUUAUCCUUUGCUCCACCUCUUAAUAUUGUCUCUUAUGUAAAACUAACAGAUACUCUCAGCAAAAUUCCAAAAGAUGUAAUUUACACCUUCCUUAUAUUUGAGAAUGAUAAUUCAACUAUUGGUUCAGAAUUAAGUCUGGACAUGAAUGAUUAUGAGCAUAUCAAAGUGAAGAGGGUGUAUGAGACCAGUGAAUUGGCUGAUGUCAUAGGAGUGAAAAGCUUUCCUGGUCUGGUUGCGGUGGGAGCAAAUAUGGAAGCUACCUUACUUAGUCCAAAAACUUCAACUAAACAGGACUUCCUAAAGGCAAUAAAUACAUUUUUAAGGUUAAAGAACUAUAAAUUCCCUUUGAGAGAUAUUGACCGUGCAGAAAGCAGAAACAGUAUUGAACACAGUGGAAUGCAUCUACAAGACACUAACAUAGUUUAUUAUAGUGAUUUAGAAAAGACACUAAAGACAAGUUUACACACAGAAAUUACUAGGCACAAAGCUUUAAGUAAUGAAUCCUUACAAGCCCUUAUAGAAUAUUUAAAUGUCUUAAUAAUAGCUUAUCCAUUUAGAGGAAACCUAAAAGAAUAUAUAGUAGACUUGCGAGAUAAUCUUAAUAGUAAGAGUCAAUGGAGUGGAAGUGAGGUGUAUGAUUUAGUGAUUGCACUGGAAGCAACACAUGCCCCUGUGUUUGCCCCUGAUCUAGAUUAUGUAAGGUGUAAAGGAAGUAGGCCAGGUUAUAGAGGAUAUUCUUGUGGUCUGUGGACUUUAUUUCACACACUCACAGUGAAUGCUGCUCAAAAACCAGGCAAUGAUGGCCCAAGAGUUUUGAGAGCUAUGCAUGGUUAUGUAAAACAUUUCUUUGGCUGUACUGAAUGUUCUGAACACUUUCAAGCUAUGGCUGCCAGAAAUAGAAUAUUUGAUGUGAAAGAUAAUGAUAAAGCAGUACUCUGGCUGUGGAUUUCACACAAUGAAGUCAACUUGAGACUUGCUGGCGAUGUAACUGAAGACCCAGAACAUCCUAAAUUACAAUUCCCAAGUGUCACACAGUGCCGUGAAUGUAGACAAGAUAGGGGAGCUUGGAACUUGCCUGCAGUGUAUGACUAUUUGCAAAGAAUCUAUGGUGCCAACAAUAUUCAAGAUGUCAGGAGGGGCAGGUCUGCAUCGAGCCUGUCUAGCCCACUCUCCAACUUGGACAUUGGAAUGUUAAGCUUCCUCUGUUUGAUUCACCGCCUGUGGAGAGACAAUCUACUUUUGAUCUAGGCUAAGGUACAUGAACUCUUAAACCGUGAUACGCAGAACAGUAGCCCAGUUUCUCCAAGAGGCCAUAUUUUAUUCAUUUUUAUUUCUACACAAGAUAUUUUUUACAUAAAUAAUAAUUUAUAUCUUUUUAUAGAAACUCAUUAGUCCUAUUGUAUAAAUGUGUAUUUAGUGAAUGAAUGUAGAAAAUAUUUCUUUAUCUGUGACUAAUUAAUUAUUAUUAGGACUUAUUAUCUUAUUUCAUAAUAUUACUGGAUAUUAAUAAAUAAUUCA